UUGAGCGUGUCAGUAUGAUGGUGAUCCUGCUGAACUGCGUGACUCUGGGGAUGUAUCAGCCCUGUGAAAACAUCGACUGCUCUUCACAACGCUGCCAAAUACUGCAGGCCUUUGAUGCAUUUAUCUAUAUCUUCUUUGCUGUUGAGAUGGUGGUGAAGAUGUUGGCUUUAGGAAUAUUUGGAAAAAAGUGUUACCUGGGAGACACGUGGAACAGACUGGAUUUUUUCAUUGUAAUGGCUGGGAUGGUGGAGUAUUCCCUGGACCUGCAGAACAUCAACCUAUCAGCAAUCAGGACCGUCCGGGUCCUCCGGCCGCUCAAAGCCAUCAACAGGGUGCCUAGUAUGCGGAUUCUUGUGAAUCUUCUACUCGACACUCUCCCCAUGCUGGGCAACGUCCUGCUCCUCUGCUUCUUUGUCUUUUUUAUUUUUGGCAUCAUUGGAGUGCAGCUGUGGGCUGGAUUACUGAGGAACCGCUGUUUCUUACAAGACAACUUCCCUCCCAGUCCCUCCUCAGCUCCAUCCAAUGGCAUCUCCCUGUCUUCCUCAUACUACCAGCCCGACGAAGAGGACGAGACGCCUUUCAUCUGCUCCCUGGCCGCAGAUAACGGCAUCAUGUCCUGCGGGGACGUGCCUGGGAGGAGAGAGGAGGGGAAGGAGUGCUGUCUGGACAAAGACGACUACCUGCAUCUGCUGGCUCUCGGAGGCCCGGAGCUCCUCGGCAACUCCAGCGCCUCACUGGGCUGCGUGAACUGGAACCAGUACUACACCCAGUGCAGGACCGGCGACACAAACCCACACAAGGGAGCCAUCAACUUCGACAACAUCGGCUACGCCUGGAUCGUCAUCUUCCAGGUGAUCACGCUGGAAGGCUGGGUGGAGAUCAUGUACUAUGUGAUGGACGCGCACUCCUUCUACAAUUUCAUCUACUUCAUCCUGCUGAUCAUCGUCGGCUCUUUCUUCAUGAUCAACCUGUGCCUGGUUGUGAUCGCCACGCAGUUCUCGGAGACGAAGCAGCGGGAGCACCAGCUGAUGGAGGAGCAGCGGGCGCUGUGCCUGUCCUCCAGCACGGUGGCGAGCUUCGCGGAGCCCAGCGACUGCUAUGAAGCCAUCUUCCAAUACGUGUGCCACAUCCUGCGCAAAACCAAACGCAGGACCGCCUGGCUGUACUCUGCUCUCAGAGGAGGCGACCCCCAGCCCGCCCACAGGAGGCGGAGACGCAACAGAGUGGGCGUCGACGGCAACGAGAAGCAGCCCGACACGCUCUGCCCGCUCCACUGCCAGCUGGACCGCACCCCCCAGGCCGACGCGGCUCCCAUUGCCCUGACGAUGACCUCCGACCCCGGCAACUGCCCCCACUGCUCCGCCAGCCUCCAGAUCGCGGUGGGGGAGGGCGACCGGCAGGGGGGCGGGAGCGAGAGCGAGGCUGCGGAACACUCGGGCGGGGAGAGCGGCCAAUCUGGGGAGCCCAGGGUGGGGAAGGAGAGGAAGGAGGGAAAAGGAUGCGCCCUGUGCAAGGAACUCUGGGACGAAGUGAGGGCGAAGCUCCGAGCCAUCGUGGAGAGCAAAUACUUCAACCGAGGGAUCAUGAUGGCUAUUCUCAUCAACACCAUCAGCAUGGGAAUCGAACACCACGAGCAGCCGGAAGAGUUGACCAACGUCCUGGAGAUCAGCAAUAUUGUCUUCACCAGCAUGUUCGCCCUGGAAAUGAUUCUGAAACUCACCGCGUUCGGCUUCUUCAACUACCUUCGAAACCCCUACAAUAUCUUUGAUGGGAUUAUCGUUAUUAUCAGCGUGUGCGAGAUUAUCGGCCAAUCGGACGGCGGCCUGUCGGUGCUGCGGACGUUCCGUCUGCUCCGGGUCCUCAAGCUGGUGCGUUUCAUGCCGGCGCUGCGUAGACAGCUUGUGGUCUUGAUGAAGACUAUGGACAAUGUGGCCACUUUUUGUAUGCUACUGAUGCUCUUCAUCUUCAUCUUCAGUAUAUUAGGGAUGCACAUCUUUGGGUGCAAGUUCAGUCUGAAGACGGACACCGGAGACACAGUCCCGGACCGGAAAAACUUUGACUCUCUUCUGUGGGCGAUUGUCACGGUCUUCCAGAUACUGACCCAGGAGGACUGGAACGCAGUUCUCUAUAAUGGGAUGGCCUCCACCUCUCCCUGGGCUUCCCUGUAUUUCGUGGCUCUCAUGACUUUUGGAAACUACGUCCUGUUUAACCUGCUCGUAGCCAUCCUGGUGGAGGGCUUCCAAGCAGAGGGAGACGCUAACAAAUCCCACUCGGACGACGAGCGCUCGCUGUCAAACUUCGACGACAACGAAAAACCAAAAGAUCAGCUAAACUUGUCAGAUCCGAAACUUUGCACUUUGACCUCCAAUGGGUACCUUGACCCCUGCCCCUCUGGGGUCGUGACCUCUGGGAGGCCGGCAUUCCCCCCCGAAAAAUUACACUUUGCCUGGGGGUCCAGGAAGAGCAGCAUCAUUUCACUGGGGAAAUCUGAAAGAUCUUUGCACAGUGCCCGCAAUCCCCUCCACCAACACUGGGGGAACUCUUCAUCCUGGGGCACCCGGAGGUCCAGCUGGAACAGUGUGGGUCGGGUCCCGGGGGCCAGCCGGUCUCAGAUCCAGCCCGAACAAGAGUGCCUCCUCUCGGGGCGUCCGGACAUUCGCCUGCACCCCAAUCACCCAUCCUCUCGCCCGUCCUCCCUGCUGUCUCGCCGGCUCUCCAACCCCUGCAUCCGCAGAGACAGGAGGGCGUUGUCGCUGGAGCUCCCCGAGUUGCUCCGGGUGCCCGGGACUGGGUCGUCUUUAUCCGGGACGUCCCGGAAGAAGAGUAUUUCGGGAGUGCUUGGGUCCCCGUCCGGGGAACACCAGGGCUGCAAUGGGAAAACCUCGCCUGCCCCUCAGCUGGUCGGCGAAGUGUUUCCAAAACUGAAUACGAAAAAGGAGAGGGAGGAGUACGAAGAGGAGAUUGAUUAUAGCCUGUGCUUUCGAAUUCAGAAGAUGAUGGAAGUUUACAAGCCAGACUGGUGUUACACCAGAGAAGACUGGUCUGUCUACCUCUUCCCCCCCCAAAACCGGUUUCGGGCGCUGUGUCAAACAGUGAUAACUCACAAGAUGUUUGAUUACAUGGUUCUGGCUUUCAUCUUCCUGAACUGCAUCACGGUGGCGCUAGAGAGACCCGAAAUACCUCCGCGGAGCCUGGAAAGGCUGUUUCUCACAGUUUCCAACUACAUUUUCACCGCCAUCUUUGUGGCUGAAAUGACACUAAAGGUUGUGGCUAUGGGUUUGUACUUCGGAGAACAAACUUAUCUUCGGAGCAGCUGGAACAUUCUCGAUGGAUUCCUGGUCUUUGUGUCCCUGAUUGAUAUUGUGGUUUCCAUGGCGUCGGCGGGCGGAGCUAAGAUCCUCGGGGUCCUGAGAGUUCUGAGACUGCUGCGCACACUGCGCCCCCUCAGGGUGAUAAGUCGUGCUCCAGGGUUGAAGCUGGUGGUUGAGACUCUCAUCUCCUCUCUCAAGCCCAUUGGGAACAUUGUGUUGAUCUGCUGCGCCUUCUUCAUUAUCUUCGGAAUCCUGGGAGUGCAGCUUUUCAAAGGCAAGUUCUUCUAUUGCCUGGGAGCCGAUCUCAAGAACGUCACAAACAAGUCGGACUGCCUCGCCGCCAACUACAAGUGGCUGCAUCACAAAUACAACUUCGACAACCUGGGGCAGGCUCUGAUGUCUCUGUUUGUUCUGGCCUCGAAGGACGGCUGGGUGAACAUCAUGUAUCAUGGACUGGAUGCAGUGGGGAUCGACCAGCAGCCCAUCAUUAAUCACAGCCCCUGGAUGUUGCUGUAUUUCAUCUCCUUUCUCCUGAUUGUCAGUUUCUUCGUGCUCAACAUGUUUGUCGGGGUCGUGGUGGAGAAUUUCCACAAGUGCCGGCAAAACCAGGAGGAAGAGGAGGCUCAGAGGAGAGAGGAGAAGAGGCUGCGAAGGCUGGAGAGGAAACGGCGCAAAGCCCAGCGGUUGCCGUACUAUGCCACCUACUGCCCGCUGCGUCUCUUCAUCCACUCCCUCUGCACAAACCACUACCUGGACCUCUUCAUCACCUUCAUCAUCUGCAUCAACGUCGUCACCAUGUCACUGGAGCACUACAACCAGCCCCACUCGCUGGAGAUCGCACUCAAGUAUUGUAACUACUUCUUCACCACCACCUUUGUCCUGGAGUCUAUAUUGAAACUCGUGGCGUUUGGGUUCAGAAGAUUCUUCAAAGACAGGUGGAAUCAGCUGGAUCUGGCGAUCGUGUUGCUGUCAGUGAUGGGGAUCACUCUUGAGGAAAUCGAAAUGAAUGCUGCCCUGCCCAUCAACCCCACCAUCAUCCGCAUCAUGAGAGUGCUCCGGAUUGCUAGAGUUCUGAAGCUCUUGAAAAUGGCAACAGGGAUGAGGGCCCUGCUGGACACCGUAGUGCAGGCAUUACCACAGGUGGGGAAUCUGGGUCUGCUGUUCAUGCUGCUCUUCUUCAUCUACGCUGCUCUGGGGGUGGAACUCUUUGGAAGACUUGUGUGCAAUGAAGAUUACCCGUGCGAGGGGAUGAGUCGCCACGCCACCUUUGAAAACUUCGGCAUGGCUUUCCUGACGCUGUUCCAGGUAUCCACUGGAGACAACUGGAACGGGAUUAUGAAGGACACGCUCAGGGAAUGCACGGCGGACGAGCGCAGCUGCCUCAGUAACCUGCAGUUCAUCUCCCCUCUGUACUUUGUGAGCUUCGUGCUGACGGCCCAGUUCGUGCUCAUCAACGUGGUGGUGGCCGUGCUCAUGAAGCACCUGGACGACUCCAACAAGGAGGCCCAGGAGGACGCCGAGCUGGACGCCGAGAUCGAGCUGGAGCUGGAGGCCCAGAGAGGGGGGCUGUGCUGCGCGGGAGAGGGGGAGACCGGAGGAGGGGGUGGGGGCUGUCGAAACAACGCCGGAGCCAAUCACAACGCCGGACACCCCGAGGGACACGCCCGCAGGAUCUACUCUCCAGCGCAGGAGAAUCUGUGGCUGGACAGCGUCUCUCUUCUCAUCAAGGACUCGUUUGAGGGAGAGCUUCUGAUGAUCGAUAAUCUCUCCGGCUCUGUCUUCCAUCACUAUUCAUCCUCACCCGUUUGUAAGGACUGCCAGCAUCACAGGCAAGAGGUUCGCCUCGCGGAAGUAGAGCAGGUGUCUCUGAUGUCAGAGCAGCUCUCUGACAAGUCCUCGUCCCCGGCGCUUCCUGAUGACCUCAGCCUGGACGACCACAGCGUUUACCAGCUGCUGGUGCGCGACAGCAAGGAGCAGGAGGGAAGCAGUGACUCCCGCAGCUCAGAGGAUCUGGGAGGCCAGAGACCCCAGCCAGCCUGCCCAGGAGGGGAGAGGGAGGAGAAGGGCUGUCUCUUUGAGACCGCAGAACCACACAGCUGCUGUAUCACUCCCAGCACAGCCACACAGCAAAGCAUUGCUGGUUCCAGUUUAUCAAUUCUCCACCUCCCAGCAGAUUUCUUCCACCCUGCCAGCGCUGCCCCCCCAGCUCCCAGUGCCACUAGGGGAGUGGAGACUGGGACCAGUGGCAGGCUGACCUCCCCCGCAUCCUGGGCUUCCCUGCGAUCUCCGAGUGCCAGCAACAGACCGCUCACAACUCAGCACACCACGCUGAGCGAGUCAUCUUUAGCGACAGGCAGCUCAGAGGGCAACUUUGAGAACACCCUUGAAGAGGGCCUUAGCUUCAGCGUGUCUCCUCCCAGGAAUCUGCCUCUCACCUGCCCGUUACCAAGCAACCAGAGACCACUAGGCAACAGCAGAACCGUUUCCCACCCAACGGCUCAUCCUAAAAGCGGUGUCAUUACCCUCCAAGCCAGCAGGGGGCACCAAAGGAGCCAAAGCAGCGGGGGCAGCACCAGCCCCAGCUGCACCCGGCAGGACUCUAUGGAGCCGUCGGACGAGGAACUGGGAACCGGAGGCCAAACCAACAACAGCGAACAUUUGUCAGAGACUUUAAGCAGCCUCUCGCUCACCUCCUUGCUGUCCCCUGCUUCUCCGGUGCCCCCUUUGGUGAAAAAGUGUAACAGCACCGGCAGCCUGGACCAAACCGGCGUUUCUAUACGGGGGAAAGACUCGCGGCUUUUUUACGCAGUCGACCCGCAAGGCUACCUCUCCGCGCCUUCGUGGGUCGCUGACGAGGUUUUGGGAGGGGGCGAGAAGGCGGACGAGGGGAGAGAGAGGAGGGAGGAUCAGGGUGCAGACUUUAUCGGGGAAGAGUAUCCGCGAUUCGGCAGGAAAAGCAGAGUGGCUUCGUUGAGGAAAAAGAGAUGAGUCUCUUCACAGAGUCUUGUCUGUAUUUUUUUCCCCAACCCCUGUGAAAAUAUCGUUGUUUGUUAUUUAUUGUACUGUGUGCGUCUCAGAAAACAAGAGGGGGACCAGAAACAAGCAAUUUGAAUUUAUAAAUACAUACUGAAGAUGAUAAUGUUGUAGCCGGAUGUUGACAAAAUGCAUUGGGGAAUAAUCUGUGUUGGAAGGAAAAGGAAUUGAAGCAAACGGUAAUUGCUUGAGGCAAACGUUAUCUUCAAUAUGGCGAUAGGAGUCGUAGAACGACUAUGAUGUUUCUCGAUCUGUAUCAACGGCGGAGAAAUUUGGGGAGGGAGAAAGAUAAAACAACAGGUUUUAAAAGCAAAUCCUGGAUCGCGAAACCGUUUAUAGAAAAAACGCUUUUCUGAUGCCAAAAAAUGACGGUGGAGCUCCUUCCCCCACCCCCCCCAAAGUGACAAGACAAGAAUCUUGAUCCGCGGAGCUUCACGGGGGGGGGGGAAAGCAAGCGGACCAGGAAUGAAAAGUUGAAUAUCGUUGAUAAUGUCUCUCUUGCGGAAACAGGACAGGGGAGUGGGGGAAGACAAGGAAAAGGGGAGCCGCUGGGACAAAAAGGAGUUUGGAAACGUGUCCAAAUAGAUACGAUUUUUCAAAAGCAUUCAGCUGCACAAAGUAAAGACUUUCCAUGGAGGAGAGAUGAAAAUAUGGAGACUUAGUGAGAAUUAAAGUUUAUUAAAAGGUAUUUUUCUAUGCGACCUGGAGAUCUGGGCAGAUUCUGAAGAAACGCGGUCGAGAGAAUCUCUGGGAGCUGAAACUCGAAGAAAAAUAACAAUCAAGCAGUGAGAAGAUAUUGGAAAGUUCAAAUCCAGUUUCUGGGAAAGAAAUAGAGAGAAAAAAUGGGAUGGUUUUUCUGAACCUUUUUGGAUUUUUAAUCAAAUUCAACCGCGCGGAAGCAAACACAGAAAAUAAAAAGGUAACACUGGAGCAAACGGAAAAUUGCGUUUCUAAAACUGCUUCCCCGAGGAAACCAACGUUACUGAAUUUAGUUCUUCCAUCAAAAAAAAAAACAGGAAAUGAUGUCAAAAGCUACAGGAAAUAAGAGGCUCUACUUCCUCUUCAUGAGGAUCCAGACAAGAAGUUGACCUCUGGAGCUGCACAGGAAACGACCUCGG
Polyodon spathula (Mississippi paddlefish) is the source of this 7462-nucleotide messenger RNA. It is a transcript of the gene cacna1ia, whose product is annotated as calcium voltage-gated channel subunit alpha1 Ia. Gene Ontology annotation, cellular component: neuron projection; voltage-gated calcium channel complex; voltage-gated sodium channel complex. Gene Ontology annotation, molecular function: low voltage-gated calcium channel activity; voltage-gated sodium channel activity. Lineage: Eukaryota; Metazoa; Chordata; Actinopteri; Acipenseriformes; Polyodontidae. The record is from RefSeq and is a predicted model, not a curated record. Bases 15 to 6299 code for a protein of 2094 amino acids. The transcript has 35 exons. Gene Ontology annotation, biological process: calcium ion transmembrane transport; sodium ion transmembrane transport; membrane depolarization during action potential.